GGAAGGGAUCUGACAGGAUCGAGGUCGGGGGCGUUGUCCAAUGGCAGCCGGAAUGGCACUAUGGGAUGAUGAAAGACCACCCUUCGUCCCAGUCCCUGUGGUGCCAACUCUUGAUGCCUGCGAUGAGCCGGGAGGCUUGACAGGAGGCAUACUGGCCUGGGGCGAUUGUUGGUCGCACGUGAUGAUCAUCCUCUCGAGGCCACUGCUUGCCACUUCAAUCGCUGCUCUGGGGAGAGGCCAGUCCAGCCCUAAGUUGAACUCGCUUGGUGCACAUCGAAUCAACACAGACACGGUUUUCACCAAACAAGAAUCAGAAAGACCAAACGCGAAGAGAACACUGGCCCAAACUGCCUUGCGCGGUUUCCACCGCGAUGCCGUGUCUCCGCGGUCCGUUGCUCGGGGCUGCUCGGGGUAGCGAUUUCUUCCGAUUCCGAUCGCUCGGGACCCGAGUCGCGAGGCCCAACAUGGAUGUUCCGUUCGGACUCCGAUGCCCUUCGUGACGUUCGUCGUAAGGCAUCGCUACAAGCUCGAGAAAUUUUAGGCGCAGGCCGGUUCCCGCUCCUCUACGUUCACUUCCGCUCCUCUUUCUCUCCAAGCGUCGAUGGGCUUCGCGUCCGACGGAAGCGAUCGGACGUGCGUCCCCCCACACCGAAGGUGUUUGGGGCAGUGUAGGUUUGUGACGUUCGCCCGUGCGUGAAAACGGC
Molecule: messenger RNA, 704 nt
Organism: Durusdinium trenchii
Lineage: Eukaryota; Dinophyceae; Suessiales; Symbiodiniaceae
Source: the annotation of a GenBank genome assembly